CGCCUGAAAUGGUAAUUCCACCAUUGUUACUAUGCGUGACACUUUUCCACUGGAUAAGUGCCGCAGAUAAUUUGACCGUGAACUACUACACAAAGUUAAUUUCCAGUGAAGUAUCAAGGGCGUUCACAUUUGAGUUACCAACGGAUUCCACAACGUUCGAAACCGAUUCCAGAGUUUGGCAUGGUGGUUUCUACGAUUACAUUGUGGUGGGCGCUGGGUACGCAGGUUCUGUUAUUGCAGCUAGACUCUCUGAAAAUCCGAGCAAUAGCGUACUUCUACUUGAAGCCGGAGGGUUUGAGUCGAAUUUCUCUGACAUUCCGAGAAUGAGCGAAUACUUGCGCGGUCUCGAGUAUAACUGGAAUUUUCAGACGACACAACAAACAAGUAGCUGCCUUGGUAUGGUCGACGGAAAGUGCAAUCUUCCAAGUGGUCGUGGUAUUGGGGGUUCUUCCAUACUGAACGAUUUGUCAUAUGAGCGGGGGAAUAAGGCGGACUAUGACAGUUGGUGUGGAGAAGGCUUGUCGGGGUGGUGCUACGAUGACGUUCUUCCAUUGUUUAAAAAGUCGGAAAACUUCAAAGUUCCCGAUGGCGAUGACGAUUACCAUGAUACUGAGGGGCUGCUUAACGUUGAACCCGUAAAGCUGUGUAAUCGCCAGUUGGACGCGUUUAUUGCAGCUAACGUCGAGUUGGGGAGAGAGGAGGUCGACUACAAUGGUGCGCAACAGCUUGGUGUUUCACGUAUGCAAAAGAACACAAUCAAUGGCACGCGACAGAGUAUCGCAAAGGCUUUCCUGAGUGAUACGCUCAAUCGUACCAACUUGAAAGUGUACAACGGUAGUCUGGUUACACAAAUUACAACCUUUCUUUGGAAAGCGACCGGGGUGCGGUACAGCAGAGGCGGUCGCUUUUACAGGGCGAGGGCUUUGAGAGAAGUCAUACUUGCAGCAGGUGCGAUCGGUUCUGCGCAGUUGCUCAUGUUGUCAGGUAUUGGAUCCAAAAAUAACCUGCGUACCGUCAGAAACCUGCCAGUCGGAGAAAACCUUCAGGAUCACCCUGCCUAUUUAGCUUUACACUUUGUAACUGAUUUCACCGAACCGAUUGUACCUAUAGAGGAUAAUGUAAGAGAUUACUUGGACGGCUUUGGGCGUUACACUGUCGGUGGAAACACUCAAGGGUUGGCUUUUAUUAAAGUAAACCAGUCAAAUCCUUCCGAGCAGCCAGACAUUCAGCUUGUACUACUUCCAUCUAACAACAGUAACGGCUUUGAGCAAAGGGCGUACAAUUAUAACGAUGAGACCUACGGCGCUAUCUGGGAGAAACUAGAUCCGAGGAGAAGCUUCACGAUUAGAGUAGUACUUCUUCAUCCAAAAUCGCGAGGAACAAUCAAGCUUCAAUCUACAUCUCCUUACAUAUACCCAGCGAUUGAUCCAAAAUUUUUCUCCGAUGAAAAUGGAGAGGACAUAGAAACAAUGUAUCAGGGCAUUCUAGCCGCUAUCGAGCUUGCUAAUACCACAGCGUUUAAAAAUAUGAACGCUGUUCUGUUUGACGCCACUGUACCUCAGUGUAGUGUACACGAUCGCAAUUCGAGGGAGUACUGGUACUGUCAAAUAAGACAUUUGGCUGUACCUCUUGGACAUAUGGUUGGUACGUGUAAAAUGGGACUACGUGGUUCGGGUGCCGUUGUUAAUUACGAUCUUCGGGUUCACGGAAUGAAGCGGUUAAGAGUGGCGGAUUCUAGCGUUAUUCCAAACAUCGUUUCAGCUGAUCCAAGCAUUGCGUCUAUAAUGAUAGGGGAGAAAGUAAGCGAAUUAAUUAUGGGCUGAACUGCGUGAAAUCUUAUUAUAGUAGACUCGUUUUGGACAGAGUG
Photinus pyralis (common eastern firefly) is the source of this 1867-nucleotide messenger RNA. RefSeq names its product glucose dehydrogenase [FAD, quinone]-like. Gene Ontology annotation, molecular function: flavin adenine dinucleotide binding; oxidoreductase activity, acting on CH-OH group of donors. The transcript is spliced from 3 exons. The record is from RefSeq and is a predicted model, not a curated record. NCBI's taxonomy places the organism in Eukaryota, Metazoa, Arthropoda, Insecta, Coleoptera, Lampyridae. The coding region runs from base 9 to 1823 and encodes 604 amino acids.